UCAGUUUCACACAGUAAUGAUGACAAAUCUACUAAUGUCCCUUUUUAUUGUCUCUCUCUCAACCAGAAAGAUGAAACACACCAUAAUUAUCCUCCUGCUGCUUCUCCUGGGCGCCUGCACAGUUACCACUGCUUCAAAAAAUCUGGCCUUGCGUGGGAAAGCGACUCAGUCAUCAAUCAGAGGCGCACCAUGGACAGGCUACAGUGCCGCCUCCAAUGCCAUCGAUGGAAACCGCCAAUCUCAAUUCAUGGCUGGAUCAUGCAGCACUACUGAAUAUCAGACGAACCCCUGGUGGAGAGUGGACCUGCUGGACUCCUACAUUAUCACCUCAAUCAUCAUCACAGUCAGAGGAGACUGCUGUGCAGAAGAGACCAUUGGGGCAAAUAUCUACAUCUCGGACUCUCCUAUUGAAGAUCAGAGUCCAAAAAAUGCGGAUGGUUAUGUUCCUCAUGUUCCAUUGGGCAAGUCUUUCACUCUGAAUUUUGACAGCAAAUUGGAGGGACGCUAUGUGACUUUGAAAAUGGAGGGUCAAAACAAAGUCCUUUCACUCUGCGAAGUGGAAGUCUAUGGGUAUCCUGCUGUUGUGGCUGGAGAGAAUUUGGCACUCCGAGGACGAGCAAAGCAGUCAUCAGUGUAUCCAGCUGGAAUCCCAAUGAAUGCCAUAGAUGGGAAUCGUGCCAGCAACUGGAACGAAGGCUCCUGCAGUCACACGCAAUACAACUUCAGCCCCUGGUGGCGACUGGACCUGCUCAAAACCUAUAAGGUGGAUUCUGUCAGCAUCACUAACAGAGAUCUUGUACCAGAAAGAAUCAAUGGAGCUGAGAUCCGCAUCGGAAAUUCCCUCGACAACAAUGGCAACAACAAUCCCAGGUGUGCUGUGGUCUCGCACAUCGUUGGAGGUGGUACCGAAACCUUCCAGUGUAAUGGGAUGGUGGGUCGCUACGUCAACAUUGUUGUUCCAGGAAGAAGAGAGUACCUGACCCUGUGUGAGGUGGAGGUGUACGGCCACAGCCUGGACUAGGUCUGAGGAGGCUGAGAAAGUCAACAUACUCCCUUUUUACAUUGAGUGAUGCUCUCAUGCAGGCUCACACUGAUUGCAGUUAUUGAUUAAGCCUCACUUUCUAGAUUGUCAAUAUGAAAACCAAUUAUGAUGGUAAUGAUG
This is a messenger RNA of Myripristis murdjan (pinecone soldierfish), 1162 nucleotides long. RefSeq names its product fucolectin-7-like. The coding region runs from base 17 to 1021 and encodes 334 amino acids. NCBI's taxonomy places the organism in Eukaryota, Metazoa, Chordata, Actinopteri, Holocentriformes, Holocentridae. The transcript has 5 exons. The record is from RefSeq and is a predicted model, not a curated record.